ACGGGUGCUGUAGCUGGUGGGAGGAAGUCCUGGAGGCCAUGGUCACUCAACCACUGGAAUCAUCGAGAUGAGCAGCAGCUGCUCAGGGCUGAGCAGGGUCCUGGUGGCCGUGGCUACAGCCCUGGUGUCUGCCUCCUGUCCCUGCCCCCAGGCCUGGGGCCCCCCAGGGGUCCAGUAUGGGCAGCCUGGCAGGGCCAUGACGCUGUGUUGCCCUGGAGUGACUGCUGGGGCCCCGGUGUCCUGGUUUCGGGACGGGGAGACAAGGCUGCUCCAGGGACCUGACUCUGGUCUAGGGCACGAACUGGUCCUGGCCGGGGCAGAAAGCACUGACGAGGGCACCUAUAUCUGCCGGACCCUGGAUGGUGCACUUGGGGGCAUGGUGACACUGCAGCUGGGCUACCCCCCAGUCCGCCCUGUUGUCUCCUGCCGAGCAGCUGACUAUGAGAACUUCUCCUGCACUUGGAGUCCCAGCCAGGUUAGCGGUUUACCCACCCGCUACCUCACCUCCUACAGGAAGAAGACGGUACCAGGAGCUGAUGGCCAAAGGAUGAGUCCAUCCACAGGGCCCUGGCCAUGCCUACAGGACCCCCCAGGGGCUGCCCGCUGUGUAGUCCAUGGGGCAGAGUUCUGGAGCCAGUACCGGAUCAAUGUGACUGAAGUGAACCCCCUGGGGGCCAGCACACGCCUGCUGGAUGUGAGCUUGCAGAGCAUCUUGCGCCCUGACCCACCCCAGGGGCUGCGGGUAGAGUCGGUACCUGGCUAUCCUCGCCGCCUGCGUGCCAGCUGGACAUACCCUGCCUCCUGGCCCCGCCAGCCCCACUUCCUGCUCAAGUUCCGGCUGCAGUACCGUCCAGCACAGCAUCCAGCCUGGUCCAUGGUGGAACCGGCUGGAUUGGAGGAGGUGAUCACGGACGCUGUGGCUGGGCUGCCCCAUGCCGUGCGGGUCAGCGCCCGGGACUUUCUGGACGCAGGCACCUGGAGCGCCUGGAGCCCCGAGGCCUGGGGUACUCCGAGCACCGGGCCCCUACCGAAGGAGAUACCAGCUGGGGGCCAGCAACACGCGCAGCCAGAGGAAGAACCUCAGGCGGUUAGCCCUGCUCCCCCAAGACCGUCCCUCCUACCAGACCCACGGCCACUUGACCACAGAGAUGCCCUGGAGCAGGUGGCUAUGCUGGCAUCUUUGGGAAUCUUCUCUUUCCUGGGACUGGUGGCUGGGGCCCUGGCACUGGGGCUCUGGCUGAGGUUGAGACCAGGUGAGAAGGAUGGGCCUCAAAAGUCUGGGUUCUUGGCCCCGAUGAUUCCGGUGGACAAGCUUCCAGGAGUCCCAAACCUGUAGAGGAUCUUGGAAGGCUUCAGCUGAUUCCACCUAUAACUCUGUCUUGCUGGUGUGGAUGGACAGACAGGUGGAACCCAGGCAGGACAGUAGAUCCCCAUGGAGGGGGGUUCUCAGCUGGAAAUUCUGUUUGGAGCUCAUUUCUAUGAGACUCUGUGUUCCCAACUUGCCAGCUGAAAGGUGCCUAGACCUCUGGCUUCAUCUCAGAGUUGGCAGUCCACCUGAGGAUGUGUGUAGAUGUGUAUGUCUAUGUCCAUGUGUGUCCAAGUGUAUGUGAGGCAGGGAACAUGUGUUCUCUGCAUGUAUGUAUACAGGUACCUGAGGAGUGUGUGUGGGUCCUUGGCUCUUGGCCUUGCCCCUGGCGGGGGUUGUGAAGGUGUGAAUAAAGAGAAUGAGGAGGUUCUU
Messenger RNA from Lipotes vexillifer (Yangtze River dolphin), 1738 nucleotides. It is a transcript of the gene IL11RA, whose product is annotated as interleukin 11 receptor subunit alpha. Lineage: Eukaryota; Metazoa; Chordata; Mammalia; Artiodactyla; Lipotidae. The coding region runs from base 68 to 1336 and encodes 422 amino acids. The record is from RefSeq and is a predicted model, not a curated record. The transcript has 13 exons. Gene Ontology annotation, cellular component: membrane. Gene Ontology annotation, molecular function: protein binding; cytokine receptor activity.